This is a messenger RNA of Aspergillus tanneri, 1884 nucleotides long. Its product is annotated as glutathione S-transferase family protein. The record is from RefSeq and is a predicted model, not a curated record. The coding region runs from base 1 to 1884 and encodes 627 amino acids. The transcript is spliced from 8 exons. Lineage: Eukaryota; Fungi; Ascomycota; Eurotiomycetes; Eurotiales; Aspergillaceae. Gene Ontology annotation, cellular component: cytoplasm.
AUGGACAAUCCAGAGCACUUACGCGCCCUCGAUAUCCCUCGUCCGUUACCUCCCGAUUCACUUUCCUGCGUUGCCGAAGACGCGUCGACAUUAGCUGCCGCUCAAGAACAGGAACACCAGCAACAACAGCGGCGUGAUCACCAACCAACGCCCAUCCAGGAACAACACGCGCCGGGCAACAAUGUAGUGGAUGCGCAGUCCUUGCCGUCCUUGCAGUUGACCGCGGCGAAUCUCGAGCCGUAUUCUUCGCAGAAAUUGGAGCGAAAUGGGCCUUCGGUAUCGCGAGCGGGAGAUUCAUAUACCCUGGCGCGUGAUGAUUCCUCGCAAGUGCGACACCAGUGCGAAAACGACUCCGACGUGUCGAUCUUCACAUCCAAACAAAACGGAUAUCUUCGUGAUAUGCUUUCUGUGUUAGACCCACCGGAUCUAGACCUUUGGAGGGAACGGUUGUUCAAUGUGGAUGAAACCAUUAUCUUGAGUGAAGAGCAAUUCCGAACUUACUUCCCCCACGUCGAUAACAUCUACUCGCAUCGCUCGACGCAGCAUUACAAGCGCAAACCCCUCGUCUCUCACUACUGGGACUGUAGACUAAAAGGCCGACCCCCCGGGACGCCUAAAUCCGACGACCCGAACAAGAAGAAGCGCAAACGAACAGCUCGGCAACGAGACCUCUGCGACGUCAAGAUCAAAAUCACAGAAUAUUUCCCGGGGUAUGGUGCGAUGCUAGGUCCAGAGACAUUUACCCAUGGGUUUGAUGCGUCGUCGCUGGCUUCGGAGUCGUUGCCCGGCGUUCAUGCGUUGUUUCCGGUGCUUGAGAAUCACGGCGCGGAACAGGCUGUAUCUCGUGAGAAUCAACACUUUGGCGUGCUUACGCCGAAUCCGCCCUUGCCGGAGGGGCAUCCUGGGGCUAAUGGGCAGCGAUUUUUUACGAUUCAACGGGUGAACGGGAACGGUGCGAAUGGGAAGAAUGAUGGCGUGGGUGGUGGCCAUAGACAUACGUUGGAGGAGAGUGAUCGUGUGAAGAAGAAUAGUGUGCAGCGGUAUCUCUUAAAGGAGGCGAGAGAAAGGAAGAAAACGAUUAGUACACAAGCUAUGUCGGUUCAAGACCAGCAACCGCAAAAAUCAUACCACACGCAGGCUACCGGCCACGCUGCCGUGACUGUUCAAAAUCAUUCCAAGGAGAGUACCCUGAAGCUAUAUGGAAGCUGUUUCUGUCCCUUCGUGCAGCGGGUUUGGAUAGCCCUUGAGGCCAAAAACAUCCCUUACCAGUACAUCGAAGUGGACCCGUAUCAAAAACCUCCAGAAUUACUAGAAGUGAAUCCCAGAGGGCUUGUCCCUGCCUUGCGCCAUGGCAAUUGGGGGUCGUAUGAAAGUUCGGUAUUGAUGGAAUAUCUUGAGGACUUGGGCAUCGGCCUUCCCCUGCUUCCACCGGGCGACGCACAGCUGCGAGCGCAUUGUCGACUCUGGACAGACUUUAUUAACCGUCACGUUGUGCCUAGUUUCUAUCGUGUUCUUCAGGAGCAGAAUCGGGAGAAACAGAUCCUGAACGCGCAAGAGCUGAAGGAUGCACUAACUACGCUAGUUUCUGCUGCUCAUCCACAGGGACCGUUUUUCCUGGGGCCGAAUCUCUCCUUUGUGGACGUCCAGAUCGCUCCGUGGAUUCUUCGGCUGGGUCGUGUCUUGAAACCCUAUCGUGGCUGGCCAGACCCCGAAGUUGGUAGUCGAUGGGCUGCCUGGGUCAGCGCGGUUGAAGAUGACAAGCAUGUCAAGGCCACCGUGAGCACUGACGAGCUCUAUAUUGAUAGUUAUGAGAGAUACGCCCAGAAUCGUCCCAACACCUCUCAGCUUGCAAAUGCAAUCAACUCCGGCAGAGGCCUUCCAUGA